CUGUUGCGCUCAGUGAGCCUUUUUCCGCGCUGCAUGCUUUCUGCUGUGUGUCGGAGUUUAAGUUGGCGUGGUAUUUUUGGGGGUUUAGCUGGUUUACAUUCACUCCGCUGUUUGUCUCGUGCUUAAGGGCUUUUCUGUCUCGGUACAAAUCUCCUGCGAAGCCCCAGAGCAACAGAAAGUGUAAACUUUUUUCUUUGGAGCAGCCUGGCAACAUGGACAUGAAGAAGAGGAUCCAUUUGGAGCUGAGGAACAGAACCCCGUCUGAUGUGCAGGAACUUGUUCUGGAGAACUGCAGAUCGAAUGAGGGGAAGAUCGAAGGUCUCACAGCUGAAUUCGUCAAUCUGGAAUAUCUCAGUUUGAUAAACGUCGGAUUAAUCUCUCUGUCCAACCUGCCCAAACUCGCCAAGCUCAGAAAGUUGGAACUCAGCGAUAACAGAAUCUCCGGCGGUCUUGAGGUUUUAGCGGAGAAACUCCCGAGCCUGACGCAUCUAGACCUGAGCGGAAACAAACUGAAAGACAUUAGCACGCUGGAGCCUCUGAAAAAACUGGACCACUUGAAGAGUCUCGAUCUGUUCAACUGUGAAGUGACGAAUCUGAAUGGCUAUCGGGAGAGCAUGUUCAAACUGCUGCCUCAGCUCACUUACCUGGACGGAUACGACGCAGAGGACCGCGAAGCUUCCGACUCGGAUGGAGAAGUGGACGGUGUAGACGACGAUGAAGACGAGGAGGGGGAGGAGGAGGAGGACGGUGAGGAGGAAGACUUGGAUGAGGAGGAGGAUGAAGAUGAAGAUGAGGUAGAAGGAGAGGAAGACGAAGUCAGUGGAGAAGAUGAGGAGGAAGACUUUGCACAGGAUGGAGAGGUGGAUGAUGAAGAUGAUGAUGAUGAUGAAGAUGAUGAUGAAGUCGUCACGAAGGGAGAGAAAAGGAAGAGAGAUGCGGACGAUGAAGACGAGGAUGACGACGACGAUGAUGAUGAUGAUGAUGAAUAAAAUCCAACCAGCCAAUCAGCUUCCUCUACUCCUCCCGAACCCCACCCUCCUUUUUUUUACACGCUUACCUCAGUUGCCCCGCCCCUCUAUUUUCCCCCUCUGUAUUUCCACCCUAAUGGGGAUGAGACUGUACUACAUGGGCGGGGCAUGUGGAACUGAGAGAGAGCUAUUGGUCAGGCUACUCAUCAUUCCACAUGUUCACAACUCGACCCUGCCCAUGUUCCCAAGCCCCGCCCCUUCCCCCCGUGUGUGUGUGUGUGUGUGUGAGUGUGUGUGAGAGGACUUUUGGGAUCUAGAUUUGGGUCUGUGCUUUUAAUAUUUUUUUGGAGAAGUGUUUUUUUUUCUCAUUUGUUUUUCCCCUUAUUUUUAUUUUUUUGUCUCUUUCUUGGUUCACUUUCUCAAUAAGAUUAUCGCUAUAGCAACCAGGUGAUGAGCGAGCCAUCAUUUUUAGCGUGGCAGCUCGUCACACCCCUCAGUGUCACUGCUAAAUUUUUACUUUCUGUAAGACGAAGAAUACAAACUUUGUAAAUAAAAUGACAUUUUGUGC
Tachysurus fulvidraco (yellow catfish) is the source of this 1536-nucleotide messenger RNA. Its product is annotated as acidic leucine-rich nuclear phosphoprotein 32 family member B-like. The coding region runs from base 213 to 989 and encodes 258 amino acids. NCBI's taxonomy places the organism in Eukaryota, Metazoa, Chordata, Actinopteri, Siluriformes, Bagridae. Gene Ontology annotation, cellular component: nucleus. The record is from RefSeq and is a predicted model, not a curated record. Gene Ontology annotation, biological process: regulation of apoptotic process. The transcript has 7 exons. Gene Ontology annotation, molecular function: histone binding.